UGAUUUUUCAAGGUCAGAACAAUAAUUUGCUUUCAGAAAAAAAUGUUUGAGACUUCAGUGGGCGAUGCCUACAGAUGCAUCGAUCCUGAACUCUUGAAUGAGAAGCACUUGGAGCAUAAUCUUAGAGUAGACGGUCGACAGCUCUUGGAAUCGCGCCCUAUUCUCAUCAGUAGCGGAGAUAUCAAAAGUUGCGACUCUAGUUCUUCAGUUAGAAUUGGAAACACUAAGGUUAUGUGUGGAGUCAAUAUGAGACUGUGCAAACCCAUUCUGCAGUAUCCUGGCAGAGGUCUUCUGCAUAUCAGAACCCAAACUAGUUUCUCCAACCCUUUCCAAAGAAGUCACAAACGAAAUGCCGUUCUCAGUGACGUCAUUUCAGAGACUAUUUUGUCAUCUUCCUUUUUGGAUCUGAACAGUUUGUGUGUUAAGCGUGGAGUGCUUUGCUGGUGUUUGAUGCUCGACCUGACAGUGAUUGAAGAUGACGGCUCAUUGGUCGAUGCUCUCAUUUUUGCAGCUGUUUUGGCCCUGAAAAAAGUGAAGCUACCUAAAGUUGAUCUAGAUGAAGAAUUUGAAGUGAACGGUGUUGAUGUUUCGCAGUCAGAACUCUUGAAGUUGUCUGAUAAUACUCCAGUCAUGACUACAUUUCUCUCUAUGUCCUCACCUCGCAAUCGGGGGCAUAAUGUGAUAGUGAUGGAUCCGAAUGAUCAAGAGGAAAGUAUCCCUUCAUCGGGAGUGAUAAGAGUGACAGUACUCGGAGACAACUGCAAAUUUGCUCAAAAUGGAACUGUUUUGUUAAACUCUCAUUUUGUUUUUGAAGAAGCUAAAAAGAGAACCAAGUUUAUGUUAAAGCUUAUGAAUUAAUUUCAUUUUUUUUUG
Messenger RNA from Symsagittifera roscoffensis, 873 nucleotides. Its product is annotated as exosome complex component RRP43-like. The transcript is spliced from 3 exons. The record is from RefSeq and is a predicted model, not a curated record. Gene Ontology annotation, cellular component: nuclear exosome (RNase complex); cytoplasmic exosome (RNase complex). NCBI's taxonomy places the organism in Eukaryota, Metazoa, Xenacoelomorpha, Acoela, Convolutidae. The coding region runs from base 43 to 858 and encodes 271 amino acids. Gene Ontology annotation, biological process: U1 snRNA 3'-end processing; nuclear mRNA surveillance; nuclear polyadenylation-dependent rRNA catabolic process. Gene Ontology annotation, molecular function: mRNA 3'-UTR AU-rich region binding.